Dinoponera quadriceps is the source of this 473-nucleotide messenger RNA. RefSeq names its product putative niacin/nicotinamide transporter NaiP. Gene Ontology annotation, molecular function: transmembrane transporter activity. The record is from RefSeq and is a predicted model, not a curated record. Bases 1 to 366 code for a protein of 121 amino acids. The transcript has 3 exons. Gene Ontology annotation, biological process: transmembrane transport. Lineage: Eukaryota; Metazoa; Arthropoda; Insecta; Hymenoptera; Formicidae.
AUGAGUAACGAGUGCGAAAUUGCAAUAGCGGGAACAGGAUGGGGUAUUUAUCACUACUUCCUUAUCAUAUUGUCUGGCUUGCUGUCGCUGGCAGAAGCAAGCACUUCUUUAACUGUUCCCAUCGUGGCACCGUUUUUACUGUGUGAAUUCAAGCUCAACAAAGAUCAAGCCACCAUGCCUGUCGCCACUUCCAGUUUCGGAAUGGCGGUGGGAGCAUUCCUGUUCGGGUCUAUAUCAGACACCGCCGGACGUAAGAAAUCGAUCGCAGUGUCCACGGGCAUUGUGUUCUGCGCCUCGGCCGGUUUGUCCUUCGCCCAAACAAAUUUUCUGAUAAACCUAUCAGUGUUCGUGCUGGGAUUGGGGUGAGAUUUCAUCUCUUCAUGGUGCACACGGCUGGAGACAAUCGGGACAGUCCGAUAAACUUCGCUGUGACAAAUUAGUUUAAUAAAAUUGAUACGAAUCGCUUUACAAGA